AUGGGCAAAAUCAUCAUUUAUGAGCAUGUCAACUUCCAGGGUUUGUCCAAAGAAUUCACCACUGACACUCCCAACCUAAUAGCUGUGGGUUGGAAUGAUAUUGUCUCCUCGGUGAAAGUAAUUGGCCAGCCUUGGGUGGCUUAUGAGCACGUUGAGUACAAGGGUCAGUUUCUGGUGUUUGAGGAGGGAGAAUAUGACUCUGUUGGUAAAGAGAUGAAUGACAGGAUCAGCUCUCUGCAGGUGAUCACGGAAGACCUGCACAAUCCCCAGAUCACUCUCUAUGAACACGUUGAAUAUAAAGGGAGGAGCAGAACAGUAAGAGAAGCAACCGACCUGGCUGGGGGAGAAGACGAUGACAUUGUGUCUUCUCACAAAGUCCAGAGAGGUGUCUGGCUGCUGUGUGAAAACAGCGAUGGAAGUGGGCCUCGGCACCUUGCCCGAGAUCAUGAGGACGUUCCCAAUUACAAGGAAAUCGACUUCAAUGACAAGCUUUCCUUCCUGCGUCCCCUUCGCCCUGGCCGUGACUCUUAGACUGCCGAGCAUGUGACCCUGAGGGAAG
Messenger RNA from Onychostruthus taczanowskii (white-rumped snowfinch), 559 nucleotides. Its product is annotated as epidermal differentiation-specific protein-like. The transcript has a single exon. Gene Ontology annotation, biological process: visual perception; lens development in camera-type eye. The annotation marks the transcript as partial. The record is from RefSeq and is a predicted model, not a curated record. Gene Ontology annotation, molecular function: structural constituent of eye lens. Lineage: Eukaryota; Metazoa; Chordata; Aves; Passeriformes; Passeridae.